UCGACGCAGUUACGCAUAUAAUCGUCUGGAUCGAGGCAGCUUCAUCUUCAUGAAUUAUUUCGGCUACAUGAAGCAUGAAAAAGUAUCAUAGCAGUAGACCAUCCAGCAAAAGAACUGCGGAGCUCACCGGCGCUGACACACAGCAGCGCACUGUGCCUCGGCUGUGCUUUGGUUAAGGUUUUUAAGUGGGCGGAGUCUAUGCUGACACGUAACGACCUUAAUGAAGCCGAAGGAGCAACACGAAUACACGAGACGUCCUCGCGGGUGGUCACUAUCUCCUGAAGUUCCUGUCGCUUCUAGAAGUGGCCGCCGCAUCGCGACGGCUUCUUAAUCAGCUUUCGGAGGAAGCGGCGAUGAAAGUCACAGCCUUCGUCUCCCUGCUCAGGUCUUUCGGGCCCGUGGUGGUAGGCAUCUCCCUAGGCUUUACCUUGAGCCUGAUCAGCGUCACCUGGGAGGGAGAGCCGUGUGAGGCACCGGGGGCCGACGGCCGUGGGGUGACUCUCGGCCAGGGGAACGCUGCCCGCAAGCCCAACUCCAUCCUAUCCCAGAGCGAGGCGGGCGACGAUUUCGUACCCAGAAUUGUAACCUACAAACCAGGCAAAGAGAGCUCGCCCGGGAAACUUUUCCGGCCACAGUAUAUCAGCACUGAGCUGGGGAUUCGUGAGCGCCUUUUUGUAGGUGUUCUGACAUCCAAGGACUCAAUUGAUGUGCUUGGAGUGGCUGUCAACCGUACCAUCAGCCAUCACCUGGACAACGUGGUCUUCUUCACUGGCGCCCACACCCGCAAGCUCCCUCAUGGGAUGACUGUUGUCACUCAUGGUGAAGAUCGCCUCAUCUGGAACAUGUUCCAGACCAUGCAGUAUGUCCUGGAUCACUUUAUCCAGGUCUAUGACUGGUUCUACUUUGUCCAGGAUGGCACGUACACGCAAGCUGACCGCCUUAAGGCUCUUGUUGGCCACCUGAGUAUGACACACAAACUUUACAUGGGCCACCCGGUGAGGCUGAGUGGUGGAGAAACGGAGGGAACAUACUGCUCUGGGGAGUUUGGAUAUCUCCUGUCCCGUGCCUUGCUACUACAGCUCAAGCCCUUCCUAGAGAUCUGCAAGACUGACAUUUUGAGUGCCAGACCUGACGAGUGGCUUGGGAGGUGCAUCAGUGACCAUACUGAAACCAAUUGUGCAGAUGAACAUGAGGAUCUCCAGUAUUAUCAUUUUGAAAUUGACAAAAAUAUUGACCUGAAUAAAAAGGAGAAUGUACACUUCAAGAAUGCAGUCACUGUUCACCCUGUACCAGAUGCUGAUCUGAUGUACAGUUUGCACAAGCACUUCACUGAGAUGGAGUUACAGAGAACUUACAGCGAAAUAGAGAAAUUGCAGGCAGAAAUAAAGAAUUUAAGUAAAUUGGCCUUUGAAGGCAAUCGGAGUGCCCAGUGGCCUGUUGGGAUAAAUCCCCCCUUUGAACCAAAGACACGUUUUGAGGUUUUGAGAUGGGAUUACUUCACAGAAGACCACAUGUAUUUCUGCAACAAUGGCUCCCCGAAAUGUGACCUCACUGGGAUUGAUAAAAUGGAUGUUAGUGAUAUCAUUGAGACUGCCAUGGGAGAGCUGAACAAGAAGUACAAGCCAGACCUGCACUUGAAGAAGCAGCAGCUAAUUAAUGGUUAUCGGCGUUUUGACCCCACAAGGGGCGUGGAGUAUACGUUGGACCUCCUGGUGGAAGUGGUCAAUCGGAACAGGCAGAGCUUUUCUGUCACCAAGCGGGUUCAUCUGGUAAGACCCUUGAGUCAAGUUGAAAUCAUACCAAUGCCUUAUGUCACAGAAGCGACGAGAGUUUAUGUAAUCCUGCCUGUUACUGUUCAGGACCGUGAACAAAUCAAUCAGUUUUUUGAUGCGUUUGCUGCAAAUGUCUUUGAAAAGGCAGACAAUACUGUUUUAACUUUGCUCUUCAUCUACAACCCUUUUGAAGCCAAAGAACUGAAGAAAAAUGACAUUUUUGCAAGCAUUAAAAUGAGGGUCAAUGCCUGUGAGCAGAAGUACCCAAAAGUUAAAAUCCCAUGGAUCAGUGUUAAGACAGAAGGUCCUGCCCAAAUCAAAAUCAUGGACAUUAUUUCAAAGAAACAUCCAGUUGAUACAUUAUUUUUCAUUGCCAAUGUCAACAUUAACAUCAACUCAGAGUUCCUCAACCGUUGCCGCAUGAACUCCAUCAGCAAUUGGCAGGUCUUCUUCCCCAUCCAUUUCCAGGAAUACAACCCUGAUGUUGCAUACCACAAUCAGAAGCCCCCAGCCACUAUCGAUUUGGUCAAAGAUUCGGGUUACUUUGACCGAAAUGUCUUUGAUGAAGCUUGCUUUUACAACUCUGAUUACAUGGCAACGAGGACUCGCAUGGCAGCUGACAUACAGGAGAACGAAGAGCUCCUAGAGUCUCUGGACAUUUAUGACUUGUUUGUCAAGUAUUCUAGCCUGCAUGUGUUCAGGGCGGUGGAGCCUGCAUUGCAGCACAGGUACCAGCACAAAAUAUGCGACCCUCGUUUCAGUGAGGAUAUCUACCACAGGUGUGUCCAGAGCAACCUUGAGCGCCUGGGCUCUCGUUCCCAGCUGGCAGUUCUAUUGUUUGAACAGGAACAGGGGAACAGUACUUGAAACCAGAAAUGCAUAUAAAGCAUCUUCCUGUUCAUUCAUUGUAUGGUUUUAAAGCAUACAAUCAAUCUCCUGUGUGAUACCACAUGGGGGGAUGCUGUUAGCAAAAUGGAAAACAUUUGGAGCAGUAAGAAGUACAUACUAGGAUUUUUGAUGUUUUGUACUUGUUGCGGUGUUGACUUGUCAAGAAUUUUUCUAUGUUUAAUUUAUACUUUGCUGUAAUGCCCAUGGACUCAGCUGCCAGACAGUAGACCUCAGUACUGCACUGAGUACUCGUGGAUGUGGUGCACCUGAUGCUAACAAACACAUGUCCAGUCUAUACCAAUACCAGUGCUACCAAUAUAAGUAAAGUGAGAACAUAAUCACUGCAUUUGCAAUUGUGGUGCUGGAGGGCUCAUAGGACCUGGUGAUGGAUGUGGACAUGUUUAGGGUCUUAGACAGAAUGCUGGGUUUGUCGUUAUCACAAGUGGUUCAGCAAGUGCACUGCUGCGGGAAUUGAUUUUUAGGAUAAAGCUACACAGUUUUUAUGGUGCACAUCCUUUCCUUACAUCAGUAAGGACUGCUGGAUGUUUGCUGUAUUCUGUAUUUAUUGAACUUAGUUCAUUCCUUAGUUUAAUUUUGCAGAGUAGACUUUCUAGUCAGUGUAAGAUAUUUUCCUUAAGAGUAAUUUAAUUGGUAGAAGAAAUAUAGCUGUAUAGUAAACUAAAAUUAUUGUAUAAUCUUAAUGUGCAGUCAUGCUUCCUGAGCUGAUGAAAGA
This is a messenger RNA of Scleropages formosus (Asian bonytongue), 3393 nucleotides long. Its product is annotated as chondroitin sulfate synthase 2-like. Gene Ontology annotation, molecular function: glucuronosyl-N-acetylgalactosaminyl-proteoglycan 4-beta-N-acetylgalactosaminyltransferase activity. Bases 354 to 2639 code for a protein of 761 amino acids. Gene Ontology annotation, cellular component: Golgi cisterna membrane. The transcript is spliced from 4 exons. The record is from RefSeq and is a predicted model, not a curated record. Lineage: Eukaryota; Metazoa; Chordata; Actinopteri; Osteoglossiformes; Osteoglossidae.